AUAGGCGCAAAGUUGAUCUGGAAUGCUGGUUACCAUUGUUAGUGAAAAUUACUGAAAGCUAAGUUAGCCGGCAGGUAGACUUUGAAAACUUUCUUUCAUCUUCUUACCGAGAUGGGGAACAAUGCGAGCUCUGCUACCAAAACGGUUGCUCCAGUCAGCGGAAUUAUCAGUAGCGAUUCAGCCGAAACAGUUAAAGAUGCCGCCGCACCGGAGAUCAUUGGCUGCAGUAUGCAGUACCGCUACACACACGCUGACUACAUUGGCAAAGGGGCUUUUGGCAUUGUUUACAGAGCCGAAGUGACGCAUCCCGGCAGUUACAAGGGAGAGCAUGUUGUCGCUGUCAAAGUGAUACAACCUAAAGCUGCAGAUAGGGAAGACAGCUGGAAGGAUGCUUUGGCAAGAUUGAGAAAACUCGUUGAACUGUCCAACAAACAUCUGGUGGCUUACUAUAAAAUUUCCAUCUUCACCGCUCCCGGAGGAGUGACUGUGGAGCUGGCAAUGGAGCACUUCAAAGGAGACCUGGCCUCCUUUCUGAAGGAAGCUAUGGGAACUGAAGGUCUACUACUGAAGCGGUAUUCAAACAGAAAGAUUAUUAAGUUCACACUCCACAUCGCUCGUGGACUGGAGUUCCUACAUCGAAAUGGCAUAAUUCAUGGAGAUUUAAAACCUAAAAACAUCCUAGUUAAAGUCGUGAGAGACGAGCGGGAAAGGCUCCAGAUCGGCGAUUUAGACGAUUUAGUUCAAAUGCGUGAAAACGUUACUUGUUCCGGAGACAUGUCACGGAUCCGCGGCACAACCCGCUACAUGUCACCCGAAAUGCUAAGAAAAUUUUGCCCAAUAGCGACAGAACCACCAGGAAGGAAAACAGAUAUUUGGAGUCUAGGCUGCAUCAUUCUGGAAAUGGCUGAGUGCCUUAAUGGGGUAGUCACAAAGCUACUGGUCAAAGACAAGGAGAUUCUAGAAGCUGGAAACAGGAUUUCAAAUAAGCAGUAUGACAUUCUAAUCAUCGACGGUUUCGUGCCAUUCGUGGGCGACGACAUCGAGGACAAGAUGGCGUGGCUUAUCCGACAAUGUCUGCAUCCAGUCAGCAAAAACAGAAUGUCGGCAGAAGAAAUAGUUCAUGGUAUAAAGCAACAGAAAAAGCAAGUUAUAGUGCUUUUUCCCCAAGAAGGCCAUACCAUGGAAAAUUGUCUUAUAUUUGAACCGUUUUCUGGCUCUCUUGAUAUUCAGAAUUUACUCAGCCCACCAUCAGCAGUGGGUGAAUUUCAUGCCAUCUUGGAAGGGGAAAAAUCAGAAAUUGUGUUGGUACAACGAGAAAAGGUUGGUACGGUCGCAAACCAUGUGUUUCACAUCUGGAACUUGAUGGAAAGGAAAUGGCGCAAGACAGCACCGUCGCUGAGAUGUGAGGCUGAAAUACGGUAUACAAAAUUUAUUCGGAACAAAAUUUAUUUUUUGGACGAGAAAGGACAUUUUGCGGAAGCCGACGCUUCUACCGGUCGCGCAGUAUCUCUGGAAACUCCUCCGGAAAAUUGUCGUUUUCAAGUACCCGUUCAAGUGACCAAAUGUGGCCAGUGCAUAUUUUAUGCUACAGCAAGACACUUGUGUCAGUAUGACACUGUGAAUAAAGAUUGGAGGUCCCUACCGGAUUUGCCGGAGACUAGAACGUCAUUUGCAAUGGCUGCGAUAAACGGAUACGUAUACAUUUUAGGCGGGAUGUUCGUUGAAAGGGUAGACAAAAUUCGUCAGUUUAUUAGGACAGCUGACUGCAUUCGUCUGAACGUGCGCGCUGGUGCACCCGCAUGGGAGAAGAUAGAGCCACUCCCGCAACCGAGGAUGAAGCAUUCCGCUUGCGUAGUCAACGAUAGGAUAUACGUCUGCGCUGCUUCAGAGAUAAACGUUAAGGAUGCGCUCGCAAUGCAGUUUUACGACACAAAAAGCGACGCGGGAUGGUGUUCCGUUAACUUUUCGGAAAAGGAUAUCCAGUUGUUUUCGAAUUUUGUGGCAAAGAUAAACGCGCCGUGUAGAUUUUUAUCGGCAUUGUCAAUUAAUGUGGAUAGCGAUUUUGUGCUAGAUUUUCCCGGUUGAAUGUCAAUUAUUUUCUCAACAAGCAGUCGAUUUCCGAAAAUGUCUCGAAAUGUUAUUCUCGUGACA
Molecule: messenger RNA, 2151 nt
Organism: Paramacrobiotus metropolitanus
Lineage: Eukaryota; Metazoa; Tardigrada; Eutardigrada; Parachela; Macrobiotidae
Exons: 3
Coding region: 112-2085 (657 amino acids)
Biological process (GO): protein autophosphorylation; autophagy; autophagosome organization
Cellular component (GO): autophagosome; cytoplasm
Molecular function (GO): ATP binding; protein binding; protein serine/threonine kinase activity
Source: RefSeq, a predicted model, not a curated record